Trematomus bernacchii (emerald rockcod) is the source of this 1362-nucleotide messenger RNA. RefSeq names its product von Willebrand factor C domain-containing protein 2-like. The coding region runs from base 19 to 744 and encodes 241 amino acids. Gene Ontology annotation, molecular function: protein binding. Gene Ontology annotation, biological process: negative regulation of BMP signaling pathway. The transcript is spliced from 3 exons. Lineage: Eukaryota; Metazoa; Chordata; Actinopteri; Perciformes; Nototheniidae. Gene Ontology annotation, cellular component: AMPA glutamate receptor complex. The record is from RefSeq and is a predicted model, not a curated record.
GUCGGUAACCCGUUCACCAUGAGCCCUCCGCUCCGCGCGCUCAGCUGCCUCUGUCUCGCGCUCGCCCUGCUGAUGUUGCACGCGGCGGCGGAGUACUCCUCCAGAAGCGACCUGGACUACGAGUUCGGGGACUACCGGGGCCGGUGGUGCAUCGACGACCACGGGUUUGUUUACGGGAUCGGAGAGGUGUAUUACCCGAGCUCCACGGCGUGUCCCUGCACGUGCACCGUGGACGGUCCCGUGUGCGUCCGACCCAAGUGUCCGCGCAUCCACCCCCGGUGCACGCGGAUGAUUUAUAGGGCGUGCUGUCCGGUGUGCGAGGCUAUGGCCAGGGUCUGUGUCUACGGAGGCAAAACGUACCGGCUCCUAGAGGAGUUCAGGUUGUCGAGGUGUGAGCGAUGUCGUUGCCAGGCCAACAGAGAGGUGUACUGCAGCAUUUCGGAAUGCCCCGCCCCUCACUGCGUCAACCCCACCUACGAACCCAACCACUGCUGCCCCAUCUGUAAGACUGGUCCUAACUGCUUCGCAGGGGACAGGGUGGUCCCAGCGGGGGAGCGCGUGAACAUCGACCAGCGGACGGUGUGUUACUGCACCUACCGGGACGGGAUAUGGCACACACACCCCCAGGCCACCUGUGAGCAGCGCCCCCAGCCCAGCCCAACACCCAGCGCCCCAACUGAGCCCCCCAGAGACGAGGAGCCCGGGGGGAGGAGGUUUAUUCCCAGACUAGGUCUGAUUCCAUGAAGUGGAGUGUUAACAUUAUUAUCUAUUACUUACAUCAGGACAUACAUCCUCACUCAAUCUGUACAUUAAUACUACCAACACAAUUAUUUAAGAACUGGAAGAACUGUGGGAUAACUGCAGGGAGGUUGGUGUUAAGGAUGAAGAAGGAACUUAUGAAAGGGGGGUGAAAAGUGGCAAGAAAAAAUAUGGUUGAAAAAAUGUUGCAUGCAUUUUCAAAUGGACCAUUAGACAUUGUUUGCUAAGCCCAAACCCCCUUAGUAACUGUAGCUAUAUCUGAGUACAUUUAGAUAAAAAGAACCUCUGAUUUUAGACAGACUUAAACAAAAGAAAGCCUCUCAUUUCCAGCCGAUGAGAAAAUCAAUUUAGCCAGCAGUGAAUGAAAAACUGUCCUGGCCGAUUUGAGCAGCUUUAGCUAGCUAGCUAACCAUAUUAUUAACUUUAACAACUCUUUAAUGUUUCCAGCUGUCCAGCAUUUUUUUUACUGAGAACCAGGGUCCUGAAAAUGUAAUGGAUAGAUCAUAUUGUGCUAAAAUACUAGAGGUAACAAGACUGUCAAAUCUGACCAAAUAUAAUAAAGAUCAGGAAAGCUGUUGAGCAGCUGUUAGCCUACACUUUGAU